Annulohypoxylon truncatum is the source of this 1194-nucleotide messenger RNA. RefSeq names its product putative O-methyltransferase. Lineage: Eukaryota; Fungi; Ascomycota; Sordariomycetes; Xylariales; Hypoxylaceae. Gene Ontology annotation, molecular function: O-methyltransferase activity. The record is from RefSeq and is a predicted model, not a curated record. The transcript is spliced from 5 exons. The coding region runs from base 1 to 1194 and encodes 397 amino acids.
AUGGAGGGCCUUGACUUGGUUUUGAAGAAGCUCGAGGCGUUCACGGCCGCCGAUUUUGAGGGUUACAAUACAGAGAGGCUGAAAAUGCUAGCGAGUGCUCGCAAACUAGUUAGCCGUCUACAGUCAAACGGAGAGAAGGCUUAUGAGAUCGCAUACCAACAGUCACUUGUAGACUCAGCAUUGAGAGUUUGCCUUGACAUUGGUCUUUGGCAUGGAUGGACGGCAGCUGGUGGAGGGGAAAAGCAGGUCGAAGAGUUGGUGGGACUUACCACGAAAACCUGCGAACUGAACCUACUUCGUCGCUUACUCCGACUCCUGGGCGCUGCAAAUAUCAUCGAAGAAACAGGGGAAGAUCGAUACAAACCGACUCAAUUCUCGCUAUCAAUCGGCGACGAUUCUACUUGUAUGGCACAAGCAAUCGUUUCGAAGACUGAUCAUUGGGACUUGUCCCACAUGAAUCUGCCGUCGUUUUUGGCCAAGACAUCGUAUCGGGAGCCCAAAGAUGCGAAGAAUACAAGCUAUAUCGACGCAAACCCGGAAAGAUUGCCUAUCUUUGACAGGUUCCUGACUAAGAAGAGCUACCGAGAUAGCCUUAGGGGUUUCUUGUUUGAGUACUCGAAGUACAGAGUUCCAUGGCCAGAGUUCUAUGAUACGGCGUCCCUCAUCGAAGGGGCAGACUUAUCCUCUGGCAGUCCACUCAUUGUCGACGUCGGAGGCCUCCAUGGCGCUGAUCUCCUCAAACUUUUGGAUAAGCAUCCAAAUCUACCGGCUGGCUCUCUGGUCUUGCAAGAUUUGGCUGGCGCCAUCUCCGGCCUCACUCUUAAUACAGACAAGAUAAAACUGAUGGAAUACAAUUUCUUCAAGCCCGAGCCACUUCACGGAAGCCGCGCAUAUUUCUUACACAUGGUACUCCACGACUGGCCGGACGAAUUGGUGACUCGGAUUCUGCAAAAUCUCAAGCCGGCAUUGAAGAAGGGAUACUCUAAAAUCCUCAUAUGUGAAAUUGUGAUGCCACGUACAGGGGCAAGCAUGUACCAGGCAUCCUUAGAUGUGGCCUUGAUGGCAAACCUUUCUGCUUAUGAGAGGACUGAAGCAGAAUGGAAGAAAGUAAUCAAUGAUGCGGGAUUAGAGAUGAUUUCUGUAACGAUGGAUCCCCGCGGAUUUGAGGGCGUGAUCGAGGUAGAGCUGGCAUAG